Leucoraja erinaceus (little skate) is the source of this 2159-nucleotide messenger RNA. Its product is annotated as tumor necrosis factor receptor superfamily member 5-like. Gene Ontology annotation, molecular function: tumor necrosis factor receptor activity; cytokine binding. The transcript has 9 exons. Gene Ontology annotation, cellular component: external side of plasma membrane. Bases 109 to 1023 code for a protein of 304 amino acids. Lineage: Eukaryota; Metazoa; Chordata; Chondrichthyes; Rajiformes; Rajidae. The record is from RefSeq and is a predicted model, not a curated record. Gene Ontology annotation, biological process: lymph node development; multinuclear osteoclast differentiation; response to interleukin-1.
CCGGCCUCUUGCUAGGGGAGGAGGAGGAGGUGGAGACGGUGGCGGAAGUCAUAGCGAGCCGAGUGGGCAGGGUCAGGGGCAGCGCGGCGGCGAUUCGGGCCGCCGACCAUGGACUGGCUGGCAGCCGCCUUCACCUGGAGUUUUGCCCUACAGUUUUGCCUUUGUGCUUCCUCAAACAAUUGUGACAAUGAGACCCAGUACCUAAAGGAAGGCCGAUGUUGCUUCAAAUGUGGUCCUGGCUCGUACCUGGUGCAUGAAUGUAGUGGAUCGGAAAAAUACUCCUCGUGUCAGCCUUGUACACCAGGGUUUUACCAGCGGGAGUGGACCAAAGGCACACACUGCAAUAGACACGCAGCUUGUGAUUCAGGAGAAUUUGAUGUUGUAAAAGCUGGUGACCUGGUCAACGAUGUGGUGUGCUUGUGUAAAGAAGGGAAACACUGCGUUAACAGAGACUGCGAGAUCUGCACAGGCGAUGAUGCCUGCCCGCCAGGAUCAGGAGUCAAAACCCCAGGCGAUCGAAAAUACAAUGGAACAGUGUGUGAGGAAUGCAAAGACGGAUUCUAUUCCAAUGUCUCAUCCUCUACCGAGCCUUGCAGGAAAUGGAUAAGCUGUGCAUCACUCGGACUGAUUGAAGCCCACGCUGGGAGUUUGAAGACUGACGUUGUAUGCAGUGUGCCGUUACAAGGCACUGGAUGUUGCCGUGGUGCAGUGAUCUCCCUGGCUCUGUUUCUCAUCAUCUUUAUAGCGCUGUUUGUCUGCAGCGUGCUGGGUUAUCUGAACGCCCCAGUGAAUGCUAUUCGAAGGCUGAUGAACAGAGGAGAUGGAGAGAUGGACCCUGAGAGAGUGGCCCAUGAAGACAGGCUGCUCCAUGGUGUCCCCAUGGCAGAGAGUGGCCUGCACACAGGGAUACAGGAAGAGGGCAAGGACAGCCGUCCUUCUCAGGAGGAGGAAGAGAAUCACACUGCCACCUCGAUUAGGGUGAUUAACGGCGAUCAGGAUGCUAAUGGGAACGCAGGACGGUAGUGGAUAGAUGGAGAAGAGAUCUCGUUGUGAAUCAGUGGCUGUAAAAAUAUCCCUCAGAUUUGAAAAGCUUCCCCUGAAAUAUUGUGGAUUGUUUACAUCCAGGGCAUUUUAGAGCCAUUUUAUUGUAGUCCCACACACUAUAAUCCCCAGUAAUGUUACUCGCUGGAUUGGUGUACCAAGGGAUUCCUGGUCUGUUCUAAGCAUUGGAUCUACAGAGGUCACUCUCAGUGUUGGCAUGUCCACAGACAUUGAUUAGCUUGGUCCAACGUCCUUUGUGCUGCAAGUGUCCAUGACUUCAAAUCUCUGCAUUGAGCACUGCUGUUCAGAGUUGGAGCAGAGACUGGGUACAGGGAAUAGGUGCGAUGUGGUUGGACUGUGCCGAGGUAUCUACCUCCACUUGAGGUCGUGUGCGCGUCGUGACAACGAGGUUUUGGCUCGCUAUCACCGAACGUUCUCUCAACAUCGCCGGCUUUGGCUGAACAUAUGGAACGAUCUGAUCUCUCAGUGCCUGUGAGAAGCUGCCAGUGGUCCCAGGGAAGUGGCCAGCGUGAGACCAUAGCUGCCGAGCGACUGUGCCGUGUGGAGCCGUCCUCCGGCCAUGACUAGACUCUUCAACAGAGGAGGGGAGCAAAACAUCAGCUGGAAUAAUGGCGAACACCUCACUCAAAUCAGAUGAGAGUGAAGUCUUUGGACCCUCAUAAUGUUCUGUACAUUGAAAACAUUUGCCACCAUUUUGACGUCACACCAGCUGAUCGAUUCCAUAUUUUACAAGAGGGGCGAGAUUCUUUUACCUAUCACACUUGGGAUUUUUCAGCUGCUAUGAUAAUGACUGUUAUAACAGUAAUCAAUCUGAGUUUACUACAACAAUACCCUGCAAUAAUUUUGUAUUUGUUCUGGGAGGGAAGCACACGUGGACCCCGAUAAAAGGUUCUCGUUUCAGAGGGUGACCUGAGGCUUGGUGUGGAGGGUCCCUGAUCGGUUUGGCUUUGUCUUUAAUGUACCGUGGUCUGCUCAAGCUCCAGCAGUUAAAUUGGGAACCUAAAACUAAUACUUUAUGUGAUUAAGCAAAUUUCUUGUUAAAUGAAUAAGCUUACAAGAGAGACCGAGAAAGUUAAUUAAAUAAUUAAUUUGGUGAA